AUGGAACAUUUUGAUUAUAUUCAAAGUCAAAUAAUGAUGAUGAACAAUAAUAUACAAAAUCCAAAUCACUUAAGUAUUAAUGGGUCGAAGCAAAGAAAGCUCGAUUCUAUAUCCAAAAUUGCUGAAAAUGCAAAUUUGCAAUUUGGAACAUUUCCAAAAUCAGACGAUCUCAAGUUAAUUUCUACAGGGAUUGAUAGCUACCACAAUAUAUACACGAGCGGAAGUAAUCCCGAGUUGGGAUACUCCAAUGAUUCAAUAGGCUCAGCUAUCCUGAACGAGAUGAUUCCUGCCUUGGAUAAUUCUACAUUACCUUCAAUGUACGUAGAAAAGGAAAUUUCGCAGCCAUCUUUGUCGAGUGGUUCUAAUCCACGCUCAUUACUUGAAGGCAUGUCUAACUAUGAUGGGUAUCGGGAAGAGUCUAAAGAAAGAGAGAAUAGUUUUGAAAAUGAUCAAACUAUUUAUGAAUUUGCUAAAGAAGUGUUCGAACCCGAAGGUAUAUAUGAUGGUAACUUUGAGGACGCUUCGACGGUCUGGGGUAUCCAAAAUAAUAAGCUUAAUUGUGACACUGAUGUGAAGGUACCUAAAAACUAUCAUUACAAUCAGAAACAAUAUAUGAAUCAAAUAAAGAUGACAAAUUCAAAGACGAACUCUAUAGAAAGCUUAGCAACUAAUGAAUAUAACGAGAAGCAGGUUGAGUUCUCCCCGGUACCAAAAUUGAAACAAGGAUUAUUUUCAACAGAAGACUAUAAGAUCAAGAGAGACAGAAAAAGUACAAAUAUGAUACCAAAAUUUAUCGUUGAUAAAUUUAGAUUGACUUUUGCUAACGAUCGCAUCAAACUAUCAAUCAAAGAAUCAAGCAUACAAUGUCUCUCUAUCACCAUCGACUACAAUGGGUAUGCAGGAAGACUAAUUGGUGCACCGGUGAUGAAUAAUAAUUUGACGAACGAAGCAAUUAAUCCAAACGCAAAACAAUCCACAGAAGUGAAAUUAAUCGAGCUUAUAAAGACGAAUUCUCUGAUAAUCCAACCGCCUCCCAUGUCAACAUUAUGGCAAAGGGUCAAAUAUCCUAGAGAUGUUAGUGAGUUAGACGGGACAAUAACAAACAUUGUUUACAAAAAGAGCUCGAUUUAUGAUUUUAAUAAUCCUUAUGAACCUCAGUAUUACAGAUUUGAACUAGACGACCACGGUGACUUAGUUAAUGAAAGCAAAUGUGGAAUGUGUGCUUACUGUGAGAAAGUCAAGUUUCUUCCAUUCAAGAAUUCUAGCUAUUUGUCCCAUCUAACUUUAGAACAUGGAAUUUUUUCCAAUAACUAUUUGACUCCUGAAGGUGUUUGUUACGGCAGAUAUCUUAUCACCAAAAAUUCUCAUAUUUAUGACAGUGAUACUACGCCGAAUUCUGAAAGUCCUGAAGAUUCGAACGGCAAUAUCAUAAAAAGGCGGACAUUACACAAGCCUCGUGUAACCGAAGCUCUUGCAUGCCCUGCUUGUUUUGAAAUUAUAGAAGUCGGAUGCUGGAAGAUGAAAUCAAACCCUCUAUUGAGCUAUUUUAGGCAUUUCAAGAAGCACCACAAAAAUCUAACAAACCAACGGGCAAACUUCCAAACAAAUCCAUUACUAACAAUAUCAAAACGAGGGAGAAAACUACAGAUAUUGGAGUCUUAA
Debaryomyces hansenii CBS767 is the source of this 1662-nucleotide messenger RNA. Its product is annotated as DUF4451 domain-containing protein. The record is from RefSeq and is a predicted model, not a curated record. The transcript has a single exon. NCBI's taxonomy places the organism in Eukaryota, Fungi, Ascomycota, Pichiomycetes, Serinales, Debaryomycetaceae. Bases 1 to 1662 code for a protein of 553 amino acids.